Insectozyma verbasci is the source of this 1677-nucleotide messenger RNA. The record is from the annotation of a GenBank genome assembly. Lineage: Eukaryota; Fungi; Ascomycota; Pichiomycetes; Serinales; Debaryomycetaceae.
AUGGGAAACAGCCCGUCAAAAAAUGAUCCCCUACCGAAGUCGUCUUCAAAUUCAUCAAAUAAUAAUUCAUCAACAGCUCAAUCAAAUGGUAAUGUUGACUUAGAUCCAGAUGAGAUGGCUUCUGCGCUAUCUCAAAAUAAAGAUAAAACUAGAAAUUCCAAUAAAAAGAAUAUUAUUCAACAAGAAAGCAUUUCCGAAGGUGAAAAGAGUCUUGAAGGUGAAGAUGGUAUUUUUAAACAUAUUGGGGCAAUCGACAUAGAUAAUAAUAAAACUAAAAAAUUUGGUUCCAAAUCUAUUAAUGUUAAUGGUGCAGAAAACGAUGGUACAUUUAAUAGUCCUAACAAAUCAAGUUUGAGUGAUUUGGGCUCUUUUGAUUUUGAUAUGGAUUUAAAACUAUCAACUUCUAAAAAUUCAAAAUUACUGCAAGAUGUGGCAUCAUCGUUGGAUUCAAUGGGAACAUCCAUCACUUCACCAAUUUUUACAACUUUAGGUAAUGAUUCUAAAGACGAAGAUCUGCUACUGUCUUUUAAUUCAAGUCCUACGAUCAAUAAACAAGUUUUGGAUAAUUCAAAUUUGUCAAACAAACUUGAUUCAAUAGCUGAAAGUAAACCAUUAGAAUUAAAUCAAAAGUCCAAAGUUUUAUCAAAAGAAAAUUUGAAGAAACAUAAUAAGACUAUAUCAACAACAUUAGUUAAACAAUCAUCUACCAGUUCAUCAAAUUUAUCUAACUCACCACCUUUGAUUGCAAGCAAUAAAAAAUUAGAUGUUGAUAUUGAUGAAAUAAUUAAAAAAUUGUUACAUACAAAGAAGAAUUCAAAUAAUCGAAAACUGAAAGAUAAGCUUAAAAUCGAGCUUAAUGACAUUAAGUAUAUUCUUGGUAAAUCUAGACAAAUCUUUUUGGAACAACCAACAUUGUUAAGAUUAACUCCAUCCGUGAAAAUCGUUGGUGACAUUCAUGGUCAAUUUUUUGAUUUAAUUAGAAUAUUUAAUUGUUGUGGUUACCCACCUCACUCAAACUAUUUAUUCUUGGGUGAUUAUGUCGAUCGUGGGGAAAAGUCUUUAGAGACGAUAUUAUUAUUACUUUGUUACAAGAUCAAAUAUCCAGAAAAUUUUUUCAUGUUAAGAGGUAAUCAUGAAUCAGCAAACAUUACUAAAAUCUAUGGUUUUUACGACGAAUGUAAAAGACGUUUAAAUAAUAAUAAAAUUUGGAAAAAUUUUGUUGAUGUUUUUAAUACUUUACCGAUUGCUGCUACAAUAAAUGAUAAAAUUUUUUGCGUACACGGUGGGUUGUCACCUGAUUUGAAUAAUUUUGAACAAAUUGAAAAUAUCAAAAGACCAACUGAUGUUCCAGAUAAAGGUUUAUUAGCAGAUUUAUUAUGGUCUGAUCCUGAUCCACUGGUUAAGAAUUUUUCUUUAAGUAAUUGGCCAAAGAAUGAUCGUGGUGUUUCAUUUUGUUUUGGUAGAAAGCAUGUGGAAUAUUUUUGCUCAAAAUUUAAAUUAGAUUUAAUUGUUAGAGGUCAUAUGGUUGUUGAAGAUGGUUAUGAAUUUUUUAGCAAGCGUAAGCUUGUUACAGUUUUCAGUGCACCAAAUUAUUGUGGUGAAUUCAAUAAUUUUGGAGCUGUUAUGAGUGUUGAUAAAAAUCUUUACUGCUCAUUUGAAUUGAUAAAACCUAAUUAA